AUGGCUGCAAAGGGUGGCUGCGGGACCAGCGCCCUGAGCCACGACCUGCACGCGCUGGGCUACACGGACGUCACCAGCAUCGACUUCUCGCCCGUGUGCAUCGCGGCCAUGCGGGCUCGCCACGCGCGCUGCGCCGGCCUGCGCUGGGCCGUCAUGGACAUGCGCGCCCUGCGCUUCCCCGACGCCUCCUUCGACGUGGUGCUCGAGAAGGGCGCCCUGGACUCGCUGCUCACCGAGGAGAGGGACCCGUGGCGCGUGUCGGCGCAGGGCGCCGCGGCGCUGCGCCAGGUGCUCACCGAGGUGAGCCGCGUGCUGCGCCCGGGCGGCCGCUUCGUGUCCAUCAGCUUCGCGCAGCCGCACUUCCGCAAGCCGCACUACGCGCAGGACGCCUUCGGCUGGUCGCUGCGGCACGCGCCCUACGGCGACGCCUUCCACUACUUCGUGUACGUGAUGCGCAAGGGCGAGCGCCUGGCCUCGCCCGACCGGGCGCUGGGGCGCAGGCUGCACCAGCCCCCGCCGGCCCCCGACGCGCCCCGGCUGCUGCUGGACCCCGACGACGAGGAUUUCCUCCUCGCCAUCGAGCUGUGAGGCCGCGCUGCACCGGGCCGGGCCGUGCCGUGCCAUGCUGCACCGGGCCGUGCCAUGCAGCACCGUGCUGCAC
Messenger RNA from Nothoprocta perdicaria, 661 nucleotides. RefSeq names its product EEF1A lysine methyltransferase 4 (gene EEF1AKMT4). Gene Ontology annotation, molecular function: S-adenosylmethionine-dependent methyltransferase activity. NCBI's taxonomy places the organism in Eukaryota, Metazoa, Chordata, Aves, Tinamiformes, Tinamidae. The coding region runs from base 1 to 588 and encodes 195 amino acids. The transcript has 3 exons. The record is from RefSeq and is a predicted model, not a curated record.